ACACCAGAAAACCAUCGCAGCACUCCCGUCACUGCGCUUCGUGAAUUCAUUGAGAUAGGCUGUCACGGCGAUUGCGUGCGAUGGGUAUCUGUGCAUUGGGUGUUUCAUCUUUAGAACUGCUGUACAGUAGGCAAUUUUUUUUUUGCAUGUUUGUGGAUAAGCAACAAUGGUAAAGCUCAGUGCAAUUGUUGGGAUCAUCUUGAGGUGCUAUGAUUUCGUGAGAAUGUGCUAGAAUUGGGUAUCGAGGAGUUGAGCAGCGCGGGAUUGACGUGGGUUUGCUGCUUUGUUUGCACAUGCGAAGACUAGGCGCAAGGGUGAGAAGUGAUUUGGCGCAGCGGGGGUGGAAUUGAGGAAGGAGAGUGGGGUUUAGGGUUUUUUCAAGGUAUACCAAGAUGAAUAAGGUGAAUGUAGAGCGCGUGCUGGCCGUGGUGAAGCAGAGGUCCGGGGAGUUUAUGGGUGCAGUCAAGGAUACAGCCUUGGAAUUGUCAUGGGAUGUGCGUGAUGCAGCGGAUGCGGGCUUUGGCGUGCCCAGGCUCAUUUCCAAUGUUGCAUCCCUUUCCGUGGCGGUUGUGGCAGCCUCAGGAACAGCAGCUAUUGCAUUGGAUGGCGUUGGCAAAGUGUUUGGCAAAAGGGAAUGCACUGAUUGCAACGGCUGGGAAGGGUUGCGCUGCACCAUGUGUGCGGGCAAAGGUCUGGUGGGGUAUUUUGUGAAGGACCUCGAAUCGGGACAGGGCGAUUCGGUUGAGAGCUUGGCAGGGGCAAUAGCUGGUGGGGCUGCAAAUUUGACUUGUGUUCCUGCAUCUGUGAAUUCAGGCCUCCCAUUGCCCCGCCGAGAAUGUCCAACUUGUGAUGGCACGGGAGUUAUGACAUGUAAGAAGUGCAAAGGCGAGUCGUGGAAACCAAAGAUGAACUUUGAGGACAUAAUGGAUGUUCCUUGGAAAGCAUGGAAUGUGUACAGGAAGACUAAACCGCCUACUGAGUCACAAGAUCGGCUGAUGUCAAAUCCGGACUUGGCCUAUUGGAUGAUGUUCGAGAAGCCUGCUAUCGAGGAUGGCGUAGAGUAUGAUGAUGAUGUCAAAGAAAAGAUGUGGAUGAAGUACAUGGACGACAGGCGUUAUGAAGAAUUGCGCGAAAGAGUGGAAAGAAGAGAAGCUGGGUGGGAGGUCUUACAACAGGGUUUAGUGAGCAUUAAUCCAGAACGAGCUAGACAAGAUCCUGUAAUAGUGCAGAAUGUACCCUUUCAUAAAGCUCAGUUGCAACUUCUAGCCGAAGUGGAAGGAAUGCAACCUCCCCCAAGGCCUGCGAAUUGGGGGAAUGUAAAACUUCCCUUGUCUGAAGCGGAUUGGCGUAAGGAAGAUUUGAAAAAUCCCAAGGUGAGGCAAGAGAUGGAGACGUUACUAAAAACCCAAGAAGGGGUUUAUGGAGCAUUACUAGACAAUGCCUGGGAAAAUCAGUGGCGCGAGCAGCAGCUCGAGAUACUUACCAAGGCGAAGAUUGAGUCAUACCUACGUUCCAAACAAGAGGAAGAGCAAAAUCCUGGAUCUUCUACCCCAGGUAGUGAGGGACGAACUGGCAAAGGUGCUCCUUCCACGAGCACAAGAGAUACCAAUGCUUCUACUCAGAAGAGUCGCGGGAAAAAAGGCGUUGAUGAUAAGAAGAAGAAAGAACGGCAGGAGAGGGCAGAAAGAUUGGCCAGGCAAGCUGCUGAACGUGAAGCUGCUCUUGCAAAAGGCAAAGCUGCCCGAUCAGGGAGGAGUUGAUUGUCUUAUUUUUGCCGUCGAUAUUUAUGCCCUUUCCGUAGGAUUAGAUUCAGAGAUCAGAGGACGACGUUCUUAAUGAAGUUAAGUCCACUUCGGAAGGUCGAUUGCCACGAAAGAGAAAGCCAAAUCUUGCUAGAUUCAAUAGAGUAUUAGCAUGUUUCAAUGCUGAAGGUUAUAAACGGGACUGUUUGAAAGCAUAAAGAUGAGCAUUGUCUGCAUUAUUGA
This is a messenger RNA of Physcomitrium patens, 1985 nucleotides long. Lineage: Eukaryota; Viridiplantae; Streptophyta; Bryopsida; Funariales; Funariaceae. The record is from RefSeq and is a predicted model, not a curated record.